AGCAGUAAAGUAAUAUAUUAACCUCAGGUUCUCUUGCACAAUUCAUCCAUCAUGAUUGGUGAAAUUUUACAGAUUAUCAGUUACAAGUUACCAUUGGUAAUAAAUAUCUUUGAUUAGCAAUAAUAAGUUUGAGGAUGAAAGAAAAUAAGAAAGUUUUGAAAAUAAAUUUUACAUUGUAUAAAUUAUUUGAUGAUAUUAUGCGACAAAAGAUUACGAAAUUGUAAAACAGGAAUUUAUAAUAUACAACUUCUAGUUUAAAUUAUAUUAUUGAUUGAGAAAUUGUCGUGCAAGAUAGUAUCUGUGAAUAAUAAAACUACCGUGCCUUUCGAAAUAACGGGUCUUAAACUUCACAUUUUUGCAGUUAUUGAAAGUGUGCACGAACAAUUUUUGACAGAAUUAUUCCUGACCUUUACUAAGAUGUAUAGUUAUAUACAUCUAUUUAUUUUCAUCACAUUACCAGUUAUAAUCCUCUGUCUACUAUCUUCUAAUAUUGACAUAAAAUUUGUCUGUUUACAAAUUCACUGUUUACAUUUUGUCUAGAAGCUAUUUGAGUCAAAGCUGAAUCUUUGUAUAACAAAGAAAUUCAUUUUUCAUUCAUUGUAGUUUAUUGUAGUUUUGUUUUUCUAUAACUGGGUUGUAUAGUGUAUUUAAGGUUUUAUUUUUCAGUUGUUAAUAUUUAAAAGUCCUGAAAUUCAAUACACCUCGCAUAAGUGAGUAUACAUCAUACAUAAUAAGAAAGAUACACGAUUUAAUACACAUUGAAAAGGGCAAAUAACACGUCAUAGCUUCACCAUCAAAUAGUAGAUACAUUAUAUCAUCUGUCUUCUUUAUUAAUAACUAUUCUUUGUAUCUUGUAGUACAGGUCCGUCAUAGAACACUAGAUGACAUAAUUUGGUAAAGUUCUAGCCAGUAUACUUCAUUCUGCAAUUUUAUUGAGCCAUUUAAGACUCAGACUAAAUAACCACUAAAAUUAACCGCUUAGGUUUCUGAAUAGUCAGAGUAAUAAAUAAAACGUACGAUGUGAUAUUAAAAUCAAAGAAUUAUCAAAAUGCACGUAGAAACAACUAAUUUGACUUCUCAAUGAUUGAAUACAUUCUUAAGUAUAACUCACUCUUGAACAUCUUUUCUCUCUUUUUCUUUCAGUUUCACAAUUCAUGUUUUAUUACUCAUAAAACUUAUCGAUUGUAUCGACGCGUAACUAAAAAUUGAAGAAUUAUGGUCGAGCGUAUUACAUUCGGAAUCAGCAGGUGAUAAGGUCUUCAUACAAGGAUAUAUAAACUAUGACGCUUAAUGAAUUACGAUGAUAUUAAGUUCUUCAUCUUCGUUCUCUCUCUAUGCCUCGUUGUCCUACACUUUAUCAAGGAUAACACUUGAAUCCUGUUAAAUCUUCUUCUAUCAGUGAUCAGCAAUGAUCCUUUCAGACACGGAUCUUCAACGAAGAUGGAUAAUUAUAGAGGGUCAUCGAGUUCGUGAUAGGCAUAAAAUUCCUACACUCGAAUGACUAGUUUAUUGGAGAUGCGCUUGUCAUGACUAUACAUGGCAAUAAAAUAGAGAAAGAGGUAAUUGGAAAAUCGAACUUUCAAGGAAUGGUAGACUUAGUCAUUGAUGCAAUUUUGAGAUAGACACCUGCUUCCAAGAAGACAAUUUGUAACGAAGGUUAAGAAAAUUUUUAGAGAUAAAGGUGAAUUCUUCGAUAUUUCUGUUACUGUUCGAUUAUAUUAAUUGAUGAAUUCUGGGGAUUUAGAUAGUCAGUUUCCUUUUGGGCUUCCAUUGUUCUUAUUUUGUAUGAAAUUAUAUAUAGGAGUUACAACAAGCGGAAUUUUUCAAUUCUGAAAGUAGAAUUCGCAACAAGCAUUUUGAUUGGAAAGGAGAUUCUUAAAAGGUCAGGCGCGUGGUAUAAUCCCGCGUUACCUUUCUUUUGGGUUUCUAUUGUUUUGAAACUGCAGAUAAUUAUAUUAGAGAUAUAUAGAAUUGGACCAGGUGAAAAUUGUAUUUCUGAAAAUAGAAUCUCCAUGCAUAGUUUCAAUUGGAAAAAAAAUUCUGAAAAUAUCAGAAAUACGAAACUUCUGGCUUUUUGAUAAAAUAUAUAUUACCAGAAGAAAAACAAGCUUUUAUUCAUAUAUUCUAUAAAAGGUUAUUUAAAUUUUCGAAAACACAAAUUCCUCGAAAUCUAUUAAAUUUUUACUACAAUUACGUACUCGUGUAAUCACAAAAAUUUCUAUAAAUCUGCAAGUUAGGUCUUUCGACUAUUCCACUACUUCUAAUAUUAAAUUAUAAACUAUCUCAGUUAUCGUGCAUUACGAAACAUUUCUCCUUCCUUCCAAAAGCGAAUUAAACGGAUAAACCACGUUCUUCCUACAAUUACAAAACAUCUCAACAAUGUCUUUUAACUAUCUCAUCCAAUAUCAAAUCUCGUAAGCAGCUGAGUACAUUUACCUUUUACGUUUCUUUCAAACAACACUGAAACAAUCUUCAUCGAUCCGUAAAAGUGCACCUGGCCGUUAAUACGAUUUUACGACGCAUAUUCGUGCACGUUUAUACGUUUCAUUCACUUAAAAUGUACAGUUGAACUUAUGUGUCUCGGCCAUGCAUCAUCAUCGUUCAUCUCGCAGCCGACUAAGGAUAACGUUUGAUGUGGGUUUUCCCACUGGAUGCUCGCUACCACGAUAAUGUCAACUCUAAUCUUCAAUGACGCGAGCAAAAGCAUUUUAUAGUGUCGUGAAAUACCCGCAGACAGAUCGAUACCUAACGCUAUGUGCGUGUAACAAUACAUUAGUAUCUUCGUUUUUCUCUCGCCAGUGGAGGAACGACGUAUCUGUUAAAUAAUACCAAAAUUAGCGUCGUUGCUUUCUUAAUCGCUUAAUGAUGAUAAUGGAUAGUGACGUUGUUGUAUCGUAAUUAUUGCUACGUCUUGAAAAUUAAUGAUUGAUGUUGAACAAGUUAGGGUAGAGCAAAUAUCGGAUGUAAAGAAAAUUAUUAAUAAAUUUUCAUCUUGUUCGUUAAUUUUUCGAUUUGGUAAUAGAUAAGAUGGGAAUCGUACUGACAUUGAUAUUCUAAUAAAUCGAAAUGAAGACUGCGCUUAUAUUCCUGUGUCUCACGGCCACUUGCUUUGGUCAACUAAUCUAUCCAGACGAUAAAUUGCUCGCGUCUACAACCGUUCCUUCGUCCAUUUUUCCAAAUAUCCCUCAAAAUGUACAGUCACAAGAUUCUGUGAAGAGCACAAUCAAUUCCUAUCAAGUAAAUUCACAAUUACCACGAACUUCACCGCCAAUACUUGGACUCGGUGCACCGCGAAGAACAAAGGCAUCAUAUCCAACUACGGCCUAUCCGGCUGUUACCGAAAAUACGUUGCAAGACUGGGGCGAUCAUGUGAACAAUAUCAUCGCUAAUGGAGUACUAAAAUUCGGUCUGGACGUAGAACAAGAGAUUCACAGAACUCGAGGCGUAUCCUUGAUCGAGCAACGGGACAAUAUAGUUUUGUCGCCAACUAGCCUUGCCGCAAUAUUGGCAAUCGUUCUUGCAGGUUCUGCGGGUAGGACUUUCGAUGAAGCGUCCAAGGUUCUUGGAUUAGAGGCCGGGAUUGAUAUCUCACAAAAUUCUGAGGUUGUUCACCAGAUGUUUGGUGUGCUUUUGUCUCAACUUCAAAGUAAAGAAUCUGCUGGGAUACUUCUACCGCAAUUGAAUUUCGCCACAGCGGCAUACGUGCAGGAUGGAUUUCCAAUACUGCCGCAAUUCAAGUUACUUAGCAAAGAGAUUUAUCAAACCGAUAUAUUCAACGUGGAUUUUGCUAGAAAUGGAAAAGGGGCAGAGGAGAUGAUAAACAUGUGGGUGCGGCAGAAGACGAAAGGCAAAAUUACAAGUAUUCUAAACCACGCGCCGGGGUCAGGAACAGCAAUGAUUCUUUUAUCAGCGCUCUACUUUAAUGGAGAAUGGGACCAAUACUUUUUGGAUGGAGCUACGAAAAGGAGACCAUUCUUCAUUGAGCCAAACGAGACAGUUAAUGUCAACAUGAUGUACAAUGGAGGAACGUUUCCGUUCUACUUAGACAAGAAAUUGGGCGCGAAGAUCAUUGGUUUUCCAUACAAGGGUCGCGAACUCUCGAUGUACGUUUUGCUUCCAACAGCUCCAGGAGCAAAAGCUCUCCGAGAAUUCAAGAACAAACUAACAGUUGACAUAAUCGAGAAUUUAAUUAAGAAUGCAAAGAACGAAACAUGUAUCGUCGGUUUUCCACGAAUGAAGUUAAGCACCAGCCUAAGUUUAAGGCCUACGCUCGCUGCUUUGGGUCUCGAGUCUUUAUUCGAUCCAGUAACAGCAGAUUUGAGCCUCAUAUCUCAACCCAAUGCCGUAACCAAUAUGAACGGCAGAAACCAGACGAACGUGAGGCCAUCAGAAUCACGGCCGAAAUCAAAUCCUACCAUAACUACUUCACAGAAUGGUAACGAAAAAAGACCACAGAAUCAAAUAUACAACGACAAGAUAUACUUCCCCUCUCGUUUCUAUCCUUCCUCAGGAUCGAGAAACCAAGGUCAAACGGGUCGUAUGGUAAAACGAAAUUACUUUACAUACGAGGACAAAAUUCGUGGUUAUAACGUGGAACAAUGGGCGAAUGGGUUUUCCCUCAGAAAGACUCGUGAUAUUCGUGACAUUAAAGGAAAGAAAGAUAGGAGCUCGUAUACAGUGGAGGGCAGAUCCAAAGAAUAUCACGAUAAUACAAAGAUUGUAAAUCUCGAAGAAAACAAGUAUCGUUUCGAAGAACAAACAGGAAGAAAUAGAAGGCAAACCAGACCAAUUGAUCAAAACUUCCUGGACUUUGUGAGACAUCAGAAUCUUCCAUCAUACGGGCUGGACAGUCUUAGAAAUAGCGCAAAUCUGGUCAACCCACAUCUCUUCGCUACAGAUGUUCUUCAAAAGGUAGAAAUAGAUAUCACAGAAAAAGGUACCGAAGCCGCAGCCGUGACUGGCGUUGUAUUGGAGCGUGAUGGAAGUCAGAAGAGGUUCAUUGCGAAUCGACCCUUCAUCUUCUUCAUCAGACACGACCCAUCGAAGCUCGUGCUCUUCUGGGGCACGAUAAACGUUCCAACGCCAAAUUAUCCGACUACGUAAUCUGAAACACAAGUCUUCCUUAGAAUAUGACGAUGAAGACAACUAUCGAAGAAAGUAAUCACGUUGAACAAUUACUAACAUUCUUUCUUCCAAUUGGUAUUAUGUAUCACAGUUUAUCUUCGCAGUAACGACCGUACAUAAAUUCAUUUCUUCGUGAAUAGUACUCGUCAUGCGGGUGAUUAUCAUCCUCGAAUGAGUAAUUUCGUUUGAAGGAUCGAUAAAAGAAACCGGUUUAGCCGAAGGAAACGGUUUUUCCUUUGCACGCAACAAGUUGAUACAAAUAUUCACGCGCUAUUUAUUUAUACGAUUCUUUCCUUGAAUCUCCGCCUUCGUAGGUUAGAGUUAUACGCGUAAUUAUGAAAAUAAUCAAAUUGAAAACUAUAUUUAUAGAUGCUAUAUCUGUAUUUCCUACCUGUAAUGGAACAGUAUUUUCUCAGAAUUUAAUAUUAUAUUAUUUUACCUCCGACUACUAUUUGACGUUAUAUUAAAUGGUAUAUUGUUAGCGUAGGAUUAAGUUAUUGAGAGAUUUUAUGAAAUCAUAUUGAAUAAAUGUCUGCGUUUCUUUUUUUCAA
Molecule: messenger RNA, 5675 nt
Organism: Bombus huntii
Lineage: Eukaryota; Metazoa; Arthropoda; Insecta; Hymenoptera; Apidae
Product: leukocyte elastase inhibitor
Exons: 6
Coding region: 3067-5103 (678 amino acids)
Molecular function (GO): serine-type endopeptidase inhibitor activity
Source: RefSeq, a predicted model, not a curated record